Messenger RNA from Prorocentrum cordatum, 2108 nucleotides. The record is from the annotation of a GenBank genome assembly. NCBI's taxonomy places the organism in Eukaryota, Dinophyceae, Prorocentrales, Prorocentraceae.
GGCAAGUCCGCCCGUAGGAGGACAUGCCCGACCUAAUUUCAUUCGGUGGUCCCGGAACGUCCGUGACGGGUGUGUCGCUGCCCCCCGCCCCUCUUCCUCCCCGCAGUUGUGCCGAACGUCUGCGGGAGGGUGCGGGCUCCCCCCACGGGCAUGGCGCGGUGCUCACGGGCAGGCCGUGGUGCCGACAGGCCUGCUCUGAGAUGCUCACAGGCCUGCGGUGGCGCUGGCAGGUCCGCCCCCCCCCCCAUCCCCCCGCAGCGGGCGUCACGGGAGUGGAAUCGCAGCCAAUCUCCGGCUCGGCCCUGCCAUCGUGCCGAGGCCGGCGGCCAAGAUGAGCCCCGCCGAGCUCACGAAGAUCCUCAGCGACCGCAUCUCGAACUUCUCGGACCAGCAGGACGUCCAGGAGGUGGGCCGUGUGCUGAGCGUUGGGGACGGCAUCGCCCGCAUCUACGGCCUCAAGGGCGUGAAGGCUGGCGAGAUGGUCGAGUUCUCCAGCGGCCUCAAGGGCAUGGCCCUCAACCUGGAGACCGACAACGUUGGCGUGGUGGUGUUCGGAGACGACCGCGCCAUCGUCGAGGGCGACAGCGUCAAGUGCACGGGCACGAUCGUCGACGUGCCCAUCGGCGACGCCCUCCUGGGGCGCGUCGUCGAUGCCCUCGGAACCCCCAUCGACGGCCAGGGGCCCAUCGCCACGAAGGAGAGGCGCCGCGUGGAGCUCAAGGCUCCCGGCAUCAUCCCGCGCCAGAGCGUGCACGAGCCGAUGACCACGGGCCUGAAGGCCGUGGACAGCCUCAUCCCCAUUGGCCGCGGCCAGCGUGAGCUCAUCAUCGGGGACCGGCAGACGGGAAAGACCGCCAUCGCCAUCGACACGAUCUUGAACCAGAAGUCGAUCAACGCGUCGCCAGACAAGAAGGCGCACCUCUACUGCAUCUACGUCGCGGUCGGCCAGAAGCGCUCCACCGUCGCCCAGCUCUUCGAGAUCCUGCGAAAGAACGACUGCCUGAAGUACACCACCAUCGUGGCGGCCACCGCCUCGGACGCCGCGCCCCUGCAGUUCCUCGCCCCCUACACGGGCUGCGCCAUGGCGGAGUACUUCCGCGACACCGGCAAGCACGCCGUGAUCUUCUACGACGACCUCUCCAAGCAGGCGGUGGCCUACCGGCAGAUGUCCCUCCUGCUCCGCCGCCCGCCGGGCCGCGAGGCCUACCCGGGCGACGUGUUCUACCUCCACUCCCGCCUGCUGGAGCGUGCCGCCAAGAUGAACGAGGAGACCAUGGGCGGCGGCUCCCUGACCGCGCUGCCGGUCAUCGAGACCCAGGCCGGGGACGUGAGCGCCUACAUCCCCACGAACGUGAUCAGCAUCACCGACGGCCAGAUCUUCCUGGAGACGGAGCUGUUCUACAAGGGCAUCCGCCCAGCCGUCAACGUCGGCCUGUCGGUGAGCCGCGUCGGCUCCGCGGCGCAGAUCAAGGCGAUGAAGCAGGUGGCCGGCACCCUCAAGCUGGAGCUGGCGCAGUACCGCGAGGUGGCGGCCUUCGCGCAGUUCGGCUCGGACUUGGACGCGUCCACGCAGCACCAGCUGCUGCGCGGCGGCAUCCUCACCGAGCUCCUGAAGCAGAAGCAGUUUGUGCCGAUGACCACGGCGGAGAUCAUCACGUCGCUGUGGUCGGGCACCCGCGGGUACCUCGACAAGGUGGCGACGAAGGAGAUCCUGCGCUUCGAGGCCCUCUGGCUCGACUUCGUCAAGGGCAGCAAGGGCGAGAUCCUCGACACGAUCAUGACCAAGAAGCAGAUUACCCCCGAGGUGGAGUCGGGGCUGAAGGCCGCCAUGGACGAGUUCCUGGGCAUGAACGAGUUCGAGGGCCGCGCGACGUGAGCUGCGUGGUGAGCGGGCGCGGGUCCUAGCGAAGGCCGGGAGGCCAUUAGGGCCGGUUGCUCACAGCAGCGAGAGCACCGCACACGAGGGCAAGAUCACCAGAGGUUGCGUGCUUACAUUGGGGCACUUCCGCUAGUAGGUGCUAAAGGUUUGCCAGUCUUGAUGCUAGCAGCCCCCUGCAGGGCUGGUAUUGGUUUCGAGCGCUCACUUCAUUGGUUGUCUCACCAGAAAA